AUGCUCCUCGGGCAGUCGAGCCAAGACGAGCUCCUCGGCAAGCCAUGGCGGCUGGCGCGGCAGAUGGACGACGUCGGCGAGCGCCUCUCGCGGCUAGCGCUCAAGAACUACCACGUCUUUGUGCAGAGCCAGCAGUGCUCGCAGGUCGUGACGGCCGAGCUCCAGACGAUCGCAGGCAACGUCAACGCUGUCGAGGCCGCUCUGCCGCAGCUUCUCGCCGCCUGCAGCGCACUCGACACGACCGUCCACGAGGCCGCCAAGACCAACACGGAGAUCCAAUACAUCCUUGCCCACCACACGCAGCUCAUGGAGCUUCUCGAGAUCCCCGAGCUCGUCGAGGCCUGUAUCUCCAGCGACUUGCUGGAGGAAGCGCUCGAUGCGAUCCAGUUUGCAAAGACGCUUCUGGCCGACGAAGCCGCCAAGCCAACGUCGCACGUCAUCUUGCGCAGCCUCCUGCGCGAGGUGCAAGACGCGACGACGACGCUUCGGUCCAAGAUCAUCGAGACGCUGCAGCAGGACCUUCCGCUGGCCAAAUGCCUCCACCUGGUCGCGUACCUCCGGCGCGCCGAUGCGAUGUGGUCGCCCGUUCCGAGCGGCUACGAAGAGGCCUUGAAGCACGAGUUCCUCGACUGCCGCAGCAAGUGGCUCGCCCACACGACGCAGGGCCUCGCGACGUCCGAUCCCUACCACCACCUCAUGCAGCUCAUUGACGCCAAGCGCACGGGGUGGUUUGACCUGAUUACGCAGUACACGGCGAUCUUUGGACACCAGCAAGUGCUGGAGAAGACGGACACGCCCUUGUGCAACUGGGCCGUCCGGCUCGUCGUCGACCUCAUGCUCGUCGUCGACGCGCUCUUGCCCAAGAUCGACGACUUUGGGUCGAUCGCGUCGGUGCUCGAGCAAAUGCUCUUCUUCGCCGGCUCGCUCGGUCGCGUUCAAGUCGACUUUUCCUCGCUCGUGCUCGUGGCCUUUGAGCACCACAUUCUGGAGCGCAUCUCGGCCCAGUGGAAUGCAGCGGUCUCGGACUUCCAGGCCGCGCUCCACGCGCACGUGCAGCCCAAAGCUGCGUACAGCGCGACACCCAUCAUGCUCGCCUCGUUCCGCCAGCUCGCCAUGUCGGCGUCCCAAGAUGGCCCGCCGCACGCGCUCAUGGCCUUCCCGAUCCUCGCGCAGCUCACGAAUGGCAUGCUCUCUUCGUUCAACGACCUCCGGCUCUGCACGCUCAACGCCCUCCGCUUCCGCUUCUCGACGCAGCUCCAGGCGACGCUCGAGCGCGUCGCCGACGUCCUCACGACGUUUUGCGCGACGAUUGGCGUGGCACCCGCGCACUCGGACGACCCCCGCUGCCUCGACAUGCAGCUGCUCAAGCUCACGCAGGUGCUCCAGGACGAGUGGGUGCCCUACAUGCUGCAGUGCUUUGACGUGCUCUUCUCGACCCAAGUCGGACUGCCGUCGGGUCUGCACCAGGCGCGCGUCCAAGCAGCCCUUUGCGCGCUCUUGCCCCACCCCUAA
Messenger RNA from Saprolegnia diclina VS20, 1512 nucleotides. RefSeq lists its product as hypothetical. Gene Ontology annotation, biological process: intra-Golgi vesicle-mediated transport. The transcript is spliced from 10 exons. Bases 1 to 1512 code for a protein of 503 amino acids. Gene Ontology annotation, cellular component: COG complex. The record is from RefSeq and is a predicted model, not a curated record. Lineage: Eukaryota; Oomycota; Saprolegniomycetes; Saprolegniales; Saprolegniaceae.